CAUGGACCAAACCGGUGGGUAGAAGUCUAUGAAGGCGUUGGGACGGAGACGAACCUUGAUCGCGGACGGUUCCGCGGCUGCUGUUCGCCUCUUCGCCGCUAGAGCCGCUCCAGCCUUUGUUUGACGCUGGGAAAGUGCGUAAAGGCGAAGGCGAGCUGGAUUAGCCUCCGUGUUGUUGUGGCUGUGAGCUAACGUCACAGCUACUUUGGUCGAAGUGAGUAGAAGCAGCGCGACGUCGCUUUGUGUUCUUGUUUUGGGCUCGUUGUCAGGAUAAACGCUUCGCUGCUACAUCUGGCUAACAUCGAUGUUAGCCGUUAGCCGGCUCGUGUAAAUGCUAGUCCCUAGAAUGGAUCUGCUGAACGCUCAGUUCCUGGACAAGAUGAACAAUAACAUCGGGAGACUGCACUACGAAGAUGAGUCCAGGACGCCCUCCGCUGUUCCCAACAUAACUGGGCCUUCAGCGCAUUGUACAAGUAAACGGAAAUAUGGAGAAGAACAGGCAGACGAGCAAAUCAACUGUGAUGACGACCACAUGACCAAGAUGAGCAGGCUGUUCGCCUCUCAGCUGGCCCGUCCCUCUGCUGGAGACAACCCGAAUGAGCACUGGAGUCACAGUCCUGCGGAGCACAUAUCGUCCUUCCCCAACAGCCUCCACGGACACCCCCUGUACACCUCCAUCUCUGGCUAUGCUGUAGAUCAGCCCCUGCCGCUGACUAAAAGCAGCCACGACGCGGGCGUGGGGGGGCGGGAGAGGUCUGUGAUGGGGGGGGCUGUUGAACGGCAGCAGAAUCGUCCCUCAGUUAUAACCUGUGCUCCAGCGAACAACCGCAACUGUAGCCUUUCUCACUGCCACAUGAACGGCUGCUCCUCCAGUCCAGCUGCUGAUCAGAAGAAGGCAAAUGUAUGUGACCCUGUCAUUGAGGAGCACUUCCGUCGCAGUCUUGGAAAAAACUACAGAGAAGCAGCAUCUGUGUCCAACUCCGUUUCCAUCACUGGGUCGGUGGACGACCACUUUGCCAAGGCUCUGGGGGACGCCUGGCUUCAAAUAAAGACCAAAGGUGGAGGCCCUCCAACCCCAGAGGAAGACCUGUGAGGCAAAUCCACACUCACAGGUUACACAUCGCUCUGGCAAUUCCCCACUGUCAUUUCUUUCCAAGCAUCUAGUUUCUUUAGCCAAGAACAAUACAAGACUUGCGAAGGUUAAGCUUGACCCUUUUAUUAUAACCUUCAGGUCAGAUUUGUACUUCGAUUGAACUCUUCUCAUGGAAGAACAGAUAAUAAAUAUCACAUAGUUGGAUUGAUCUUAGCUCAGUACAAUCAUAGAUUUAAUGUUGAAUUGAUAAUGAGAGCAACCGACCACUGUGUUCUGUUUUACCUGCCUUUUACCUCAGUAACCAAAGAACUUCCCAGGCCUUCCAUCAACAUCUCUAGUUUGUUGUUUUGAUUCUAACUUCAGCUUUUCAUAACUUUCUGAAAAGCACCGCCGGGGCUCAUUUGCACUGUUACAUCGCCGACCUGUUAAAGCAGGUAACAAACUGGUGCGUUCAAGAUUGAAUGACUUGUUUGAGGUAGUGAUGAUGCAACGACGGCUCUGGCCUCCCGCCUUCAACAGAUGCUUGUCCGAUUCGUCUUCUUGGUCCUGAACUGGACUUUUUAACGUAGUAAUUUCAGCCUCUCGACUAUUUGCUCACUGUAGCUGAUCAAUCAGUAACUAAUGUCAAUCAUAGAUGUCUCUGAUUAGGUAGCAUGUUUCAAAUAGCUGGUUUCUAUUACAAACCUUAUUCUAUACCGUGUAUUUACUCAGAAUUUAUUUUUAUCUGUAACACUAGAAAUACUCACUGCUGGUACAGUUGUACUCAAUAUAUUUUUUGUAUCUGGUUUUCAUUACUAUAUGUAGAUGAGCGUCUUAUCAACCAUCUACAAACCACAGCCUCUGGUAAGGUUGUCUGAAUGCAGUUUAAUGGGCUCAGUGCUUUGUUAUUCUGUGGAGCUGGAUGCUUUCUCUUUAUACAUGACUGAAUACAGCACCGUCAGAUAUUCUGUAGCAGCGUCUUAACCGUGGUUUUAUUUAUUCUCAACAUGCGAGUAGUUUUGUGUUGAUGUGCAAAACAAGAACAACAAAGUGACAAAGCAAUUGACUUCUCUUAAAACCAAGAGGAAGUAUGAUUAUUGCACCAUGACAGCUUGUCUGGCAAAGUCUGUUACAAAUGUGUUUCAUGUCAUGGUAUGAGCUGCAGAAUCCUCCUCAUCAGUGAGUCUCAGUAAAACGAGUCUUCAUGCAGUUGAGUUUUUUUCUUUAUGUAGUAGUUUAACCUUUGACGACAUGGUUUAGAUUUGUUCAUUAACUCUGAAGACAUGUACGUGUGUUUUCAUAUUCUGCUGGGUUUUGCUUUGUUGUCUUUAAUUAUAUUUUCUCACAGACUAUCAUUGCGCGGCGCGGAAUGAUCUUGGACCUUUUUGUUACUGUUGAAGUAGUGUUCUCGGUUUUCUAACCCCGUGUUCUACCGUUCUCAGUUGAUUUUCCCACAGUCAAAUGCUUCAAGUGCAGGAACGGCGGUGUUUUAGUGAAAGACGUCUGCACUGAUCGUUUUAGUUUUCUCUGUCCUUUUGUAGAAUUAAAUCUGCUUGUUUGAUACAAGCAGAUGUUAAGUAAUAUCUUCAGGGUAUUAGUCAGUUUUUAUUUAAUUAUUAUUUAGAUUACCUGUAUCUCAACUGUUAACACAAACAACCUAGUGUCACCGUGUGUCAUCGGCAGAGACAGCAAAGCAUUUGUUCUGUUCUUAUUUCUCUGGAAGAAAAUGCCACUGAUUGUACUUACUGCUUCCAAAUAAACAUAUAAAUGUUA
Messenger RNA from Betta splendens (Siamese fighting fish), 2845 nucleotides. RefSeq names its product vestigial-like family member 4a (gene vgll4a). Gene Ontology annotation, biological process: negative regulation of DNA-templated transcription. The transcript is spliced from 6 exons. Gene Ontology annotation, molecular function: transcription coactivator binding. Bases 332 to 1093 code for a protein of 253 amino acids. The record is from RefSeq and is a predicted model, not a curated record. NCBI's taxonomy places the organism in Eukaryota, Metazoa, Chordata, Actinopteri, Anabantiformes, Osphronemidae.